AAUGAAUAUCUCCCGUUAACACGAACCGCAACUUGAACGAGCAUCGCUCAUUGUUUGCCGACGGUUCGAAGACUCGAACAAGGUCCGGCUGAAAACACUGAAGCAUCACUUUCAUAUUGUCUUCAUCAUUACGUUCAGCAUAUGGUAAAGUUAGUCGGUAUUUCAGGUAUCAAAAAACACGCCGGUUACACAAUCAACACGAUCACAUAGUUGCCUGGCAUGAGAUAUUCCCAUCACCACCCGCGGCAUCAACGCCGAUAUGAAAUUCACCAAACAUAAACAAUAACACAAAUGGCCCAGAGCUGUAACAGAAACACCCCGGUUCAAAUGGAUGUAUACGACAAUAACGCCUUUAAUGGGAAGGACGAUUUUCCCCGAAAGAUCCUGUCCCAGCUGCUAGGCUCAAAUGGCCCCGUCCACGCAGUAACCUACUCUGCCUCACCAGGGACCUACAUCCUUACUGGAUCUGCCGACCGGUCCAUCCGUCUCUACAACCCCAUCCCAGCCUCCCCCUCGUCUUCCACCACCACCACCACCACCUCAUCCACUACCUUCAUCACAAAACCUUCCCAGGCCCCCUCAACUACACCCCCACAAGGCCGCCUGAUCCAAACCUACACCUCCCACGGCUACGAAGUCCUCUCCCUCUCCGUUUCCUCCUCCAACGCCACCUUUGCGUCCUCAGGCGGCGACCGCGCCGUCUUCCUCUGGGACGUUUCGACAGCCACCACCAUCCGCCGCUUUUCCAACCAGGGCCACACCACGGGGCGCAUCAACUCGGUCAUUUUCGCUGGCGUCGAUGAUUCCUUGCUGAUUUCGGGAGGGCACGACACGACGGUGCGGAUAUGGGACGUGCGCUCGCAGAGUUCCAGUAGACCCGUGCAGGUGCUGGGGGAGGCCAAGGAUGGGAUUACGAGUCUUGCUGUUUCUCCGGGAGGGGCAGGAGCGGAGGUACUGGCGGGGAGUGUGGAUGGACGGGUGAGGACGUAUGAUGUGCGGAUGGGACGGUUGGUGACGGACGUUUUCCCGGGAGCGGUGACGAGCCUGUGUCUGGCGAGAGAUGGGAAGACGGUUCUAGUGGGGAGUUUGGAUAGUAAGAUCCGGUUGAUGGACAGGAGCAAUGGGCAGUGUUUGAGGACGUAUGGCGGCGAUGGAAAUGCGAACGGGGACGCAGCUGGGGGGUGGACGAAUAAGGAGAUUAGGGUGCAGAGCGUGCUGGGAGGCGGGGAGAGAUGGGUUGUUGCUGGUGAUGAGAAUGGAGCGGAGAACUCGAACGGAGAGGGACGGGUGUGGACUUGGGAUCUCUUGACCGGCAAGCUUGUGGCUAAGCUUGGGGUUCCGUGGGGGCCGGGUGGUGGGAAGGUUGUGGUGGGAAGGGAUGGGAAGGAAAAGGAGAGGAAGAAUGUGGUCAGUUGUGUUGCGUGGAAGGACGGUGGGUUUGGGAACCAGUUUUGUGUCGGCGGUACAUCGGGGGUUGUGACAGUGUAUGGAGAAGCGUGAUCAUCAGUGCUAGUCUUGAAUGCAUCGAAGAAAAUGUAUCGAGAUCUGAGAGCUCGUACAGCCGUUUAC
Neurospora crassa OR74A is the source of this 1569-nucleotide messenger RNA. RefSeq names its product mitogen-activated protein kinase organizer 1. Gene Ontology annotation, molecular function: protein binding. Gene Ontology annotation, biological process: mRNA splicing, via spliceosome. The coding region runs from base 292 to 1500 and encodes 402 amino acids. The record is from RefSeq and is a predicted model, not a curated record. NCBI's taxonomy places the organism in Eukaryota, Fungi, Ascomycota, Sordariomycetes, Sordariales, Sordariaceae. The transcript is spliced from 2 exons. Gene Ontology annotation, cellular component: catalytic step 2 spliceosome.